Messenger RNA from Lachancea fermentati, 3045 nucleotides. The record is from the annotation of a GenBank genome assembly. Lineage: Eukaryota; Fungi; Ascomycota; Saccharomycetes; Saccharomycetales; Saccharomycetaceae.
AUGUCUGUUGAUUUCUCACCUUCUGAGGAACACUACCUGAAACGGGAACUCUUGAGAUUGCAGCUUAGUGAUGAAUUCGAACUUUUGAACGACCAAUAUGCCUUGCGGAAGUUUGGGUAUCCCUUUUCUGAUCAGGAUCCUGAAUCCAAAAGUUCUCAUAAACGCAUCAAGCAUGUCCUUAACACUCCCCGGCAAAGCGGAGCGAGCGACAAGUCUGUGAAUGAAAAAGAAGAAAAUGGAAUAGUUACUGAUUUCCCCAUGCUCAGACACUUUCUCAGAACAUUCGUGAUGAGCUUGCCCCUACUGUCGCAGGAUUUGGCAGAGGGUGAAGAGUUUUGGCAGGAAAAGGUACAGGUAUUCUUCGAGCACUUCAUGGGCAUGAACUUCAGUAGCAGUUUUGACAGGGAGGAGGAAACCAAGAGAAAGAAAAUUGCCGUCAAGCUUUCGAAGGUAGUCUUAUUAAUGUAUAACUCUGGAAUUGGCUGCUCCCGGGAAAUUACUUACUAUGAACAUGAUAAGUUUGAGUUGCAGGACGAAGACACGGAGAUGCGCAAACGCACGAAAAUGGACAAGUUUGUGAUGCCUACCAGAGAGAGUUUAAGGUAUUUACUAACAAGUGAGCCGCUCUACAUCAACGGCUGGGAUGUGAACGUCAUUGCCGUGACCGAUCGAGCUUCAUUGUAUGGGAUCGAAGCUAAAGUCUCCAAACCGACAACACCCAAAUGGAUGAGGAGCACUUUCGGACUGUCUCCUACUUCGUUUACUUCUCCUUCGAAACUCUUUUCAAAAUUGACCAUGGCUGACACCACUUCCAAGGCUAGCAAGUAUCUUUUCAUCGUAAAAAUUAGAAAAGAGGAUGAUGAAGACAACAGCACUUACGCCGCCAGAAGCUAUGAAGAUUUUAAGGGUUUGGCGCGUAACUUAAAAAAAGAGUUUCCAGGAAAGGCUCUACCCAAGUUGCCUCAUAGAAGCAAAGUAGGAGUGUCUACUACUACGACUCUAGAUCAUUCUGAAAGUAAAACAAACGAAGUGCCUUCUACCCCAACAGAACGGAUAGUUUCGGUGUUUCCCAGUGCAGAAACACCAAAUGAUAGAAUUCUACCCUCCUCACCAGAUCUAUCCUCCUCUCCUUUCAAACCUGAUCUAGCUUCACCUAUAUCUGAGAGCUCCCUUGAUGGUGGGGAUGACAAUGACGAUGAUUUUGAGGAAUUUAAAGAUGCAUCCGAUAGCAUGACAAGUCAUUUACCUCGGGAAAAGAUGAGAACAUCUUUAAGGCAAUACCUGCGUACUUUAUGCGAAGAAAAGGAAAUCGCACAUAGUUUGUCCAUACAAAGGUUUUUGAUGAAACAAACUCUGCCCAGCGAAAAGCUGACCAAAGCGAUUUUACAAGAUAUGAAAAAUCGGGAAUCGGUUGAUGUCUUGAAUCUUGAAAAUCAAAUUACAUUUCAAAAACUAGCAUUCGAAAAAUCAUUAAAGCUGCAAGAUACUAUGAAGGAGUUCAAAACGUCUGUUCUCAAGGAUCAAACCUUUUUAUUAGGAUUAUUUCAGGAGAUAAGGGAUAAAGAAAAAGUUGAAGAGUUGUCGCCCACUUUAGUGAGUUUUUUUGACUGGUGUAAGGUGAACCUUUCUGCCACGAUCUACCAAUUGUUUUUAGGUAACGACAGCGGAUAUGAGUUUUAUACUCAAAUCAAAAGGCUUCAUAAGCUACUUCCCUACACGGUUAUGAUUCAAAUUUUAAGGUUCACAAACCCAAUGGCAAUCAUUAAAAAUAUGAUGGACUUGUUCAUGGCUAGACCUUUCGGUGGAAAAUCUUUACUACAGACAAUGUUCUCUACCAUCUUGACUGAUGAUUUGAAAUCUCAAUCCAAAAUUGCCAAAGAUUUAGAGGAAACAAUUAGCAAGGAAAGUUCUUUCGGUGCUGAAAUUACCGAAGCUUUGUACAACGCUAUUUUCAAGAAUGAUCACAAUGAAUACGUAGACAUGACCGCAAUUCACGAAGAUGCAAUGUCAAUGUCAAUGCCAUUAUCAUUAGUUAUUGGAAUGAAAUGUUGCGAAAACAAAAAAAUUUCACAGGACGCUUUGAGUGAGUUGAUCGAGUCUUACACAGCAUGGAAAAACCAUAAGAACUCCUCAGAGUCAGUGCUAUCACCAGUCGAGUCUAACUCAUCGCUCGACAAUUUUCCAGGCCUUUACUUUUCCCACGUUCGUGGAUUAUUGCAAACUUACAUCCGUGAAAGAGACAAGAAGUUGAUGAGACAAAUUUGGCAGGACCCCCAACUGCCACAGCUUUUAAAAUCAAUGGUGGCGCUCUUUUAUGAACCUUUGGUGAAAAUAUUCAGGGUCUCCAAAAUGGACGUUGCAUUCAAAAGUUUUGAGAAAUUCAUGGAUGACUUAAUCGAGCUUAUUGAUAAUGUCAUAAACGGCCAGGCAGGUUAUUCCACUGCUUUCAAUGUCGUUGACGGUAUAAAUAAGCUGGUGGAUAAGCACGAAGGAGCGUUUUAUGCAUUCGUACAUGACAUUUGCAUUCAUGAUACAGAGCACAUUUUUGAGGGCUUUAUUAAAUGGCUAACCAUGAUUGUUAAUUUCCUCCAAAAGAGCAAAUAUGGGCAAUCUACUGAGAGAGUUGACCUCGUAAACCUUGUGGACAAAUCCUCUGACAUUGGAAUUGAUAUUGAAUUGUUAAGGAAACAGUUAGCAGAUGUAAUUGCCAAUAAGAAGCAUGCUCGGCAAAUAUACCAAAAGCUAGUUGACGCAAAGAGAUCUAAACCGAAGAACACUGAUAAAGUUUCAGACAUGAUGAAACAGAAAUGGCGCCAGUCAAAGGAAGCAAUAAUUCCUAACGGUAGUAAGGAGCUUGGCUUCCAGGAUGGUGAACUUGUGGACCUUGAUUUAGACGUGGGUGACUUUGAAUACCUUCACACAGAAGAAGAUGAACUUCAACAAGAAUAUCGUGAUAUUCUCGAAAGACAAGUGGACGAGAGUGAAAUUUCAAAAUUCAAUGACUUGGUUUUCAAAGAUGUCCUGAGAGAUAUUCUCAAAAUAUAG